UCUGGCUUGGGUCACUUUGAAUGGGGAGCAUCACAACACUGGAUAAUAAGAUCAUAACAAGUGGUGGUAUGAUAGCCUCAAGGACAAACUGGAGCAUAUAAAAGAGAAGAGUAGAGACAGCUAACUCCAUCCAGUGAUAAUCUAGAGAUCAUAUAGUCCCUAGCUACACUGAUUCAAGAGAUAUCAUGGGAUAUAUUAAGAUGAUUCUAUUACUGGCUCUUUUUAGUUCAGUUCUGGCAAGUGACAUUGAUCUCCUCACACAAGGGAAUGGCAAUGCAUUUUGCACUGCACAUGAUUGCAAGGAACUGUAUGAACAUGGACAUACCUGCAGUGGAGUGUACACUAUCAAACCUGAUGAACUACCUCCAUUUAAGGUUUAUUGUGAUAUGAGUAAUGGUGGUGGUUGGACUGUAUUUCAAAGGAGAAUGGAUGGCUCAGUUAACUUUUAUCUCAAAUGGGCCGACUACCAAAAAGGAUUUGGAGAUCUCAAUGGAGAGUUCUGGCUGGGACUUGAUAAAAUACACCGACUCACAGCAACCGGCAAUACUAGCCUACGUGUUGACCUAAAGGACUUUGCCAAUGUGAAAAAGUUUGCUCAAUACUCUUCAUUCAGUGUAGGGAAUCCUCUCACAAAGUAUAAACUAAAGGUAGGAGGAUACAGUGGGGAUGCUGGAGAUAGCUUAGCUCCACAAAACGGGAAUGGAUUCACUACUAGUGACAAUGAUAAUGAUCAGUGGGAUGGUAACUGUGCCACUCAGUUCAAAGGAGCAUGGUGGUACUUUAAAUGUCAUAAUUCAAACCUCAAUGGACAGUACCUGACGGGCACACACAAAUCCUAUGCUGAUGGAGUGAACUGGGACAGUUUCCGAGGUCUCCAUUAUUCAUUGUAUGUCACUGAGAUGAAGACUCGGAGGAAUUAAGACAAGGUUUUGUGGACACUUUAAAAGCAAACU
Molecule: messenger RNA, 953 nt
Organism: Amphimedon queenslandica
Lineage: Eukaryota; Metazoa; Porifera; Demospongiae; Haplosclerida; Niphatidae
Product: ryncolin-1-like
Exons: 3
Coding region: 186-920 (244 amino acids)
Source: RefSeq, a predicted model, not a curated record